AUGUCACAUAAUCCGUUUGACAUCUUUCAUGGUAUAUUUUCUAUUCUUUUUUAUGCGCCUAAUAAUCUUUUUGCCGAAGAUAAAACGUGAAAAAAAUGUGAAUAUAAAAAUAACAAGUAAAAAGGCAAUUUAAUUUUACAGAGUAAGUCACAAAAAAUAAUAUUCCAAUGUUGUUUGUAUUUGUAUUGAAAAACUUUAAUAAUUCUCAACAUUUUAACUUUAACUUUUAUAUUUCUCGAAAGAUUGCAUUAUAAUGGUGGGAAUAUGAUGUCUUUGUUAUCUACUUUUAAACUUGGUUAUUCAGUUAACAAACUGUUCGAACCGUUCUGUCAAUUAUUUUUGACAAAAACUUAAUUAUUCUUUCUAUUUUAUUUUUUUUUGAUACAAUCAACCGGUAUAAAAGUCCGGUUUCUCGUGACUCACCUUGUAUAUAAAAUAAUUGCUUUUACACAUAAUAUUAAGAUAUCAGAGAUAAACACGUAUCGUUAAUUCACAUUAUAUCUUUUUUUUUCAUUUUAACAUUAUAUCAUUUUUUUUCAUUAUAGUAUAAUUAAAUAACGAUGUAACUUUAUAGUUUUUAUUGCUAAGAGAAUUUCUAUUCAUUUGAAUUUAGUAUAAUAAAGUAUAAUAAAAUAAAAAUUAUAGUAUAAUAAAAUAACGAUAUGAUUCUAUAGUUUUAAAUAAAAUAAAAAUUAUGGUAUAAUAAAGUAACGAUUCUAUAGUUUUGUGAUUCUAUAGUUUUAAAUAAAAUAAAAAUUAUAGUAUAAUAAAAUAACAAUGUGAUUUUAUAGUUUUCAUUGCUAAAAGAAUUUCUACUCAUUUGAAUUUAGUAUAAUAAGGUAUAAUAAAAUAAAAAUUAUAGUAUAAUAAAAUAACAAUGUGAUUUUAUAGUUUUCAUUGCUAAAAGAAUUUCUAUUCAUUUGAAUUCAGGGUGUAACGUAUCCUUGUGUACAUGCAAUAUGGGCACAAUGGGCACCUCCAUUGGAAAGAUCGAAAUUAGCAACACUUGCAUUUUCUGGAAGUUUCUUUGGAACUGUAUUUGCGAUGCCAGUUGCUGGUUUAAUGGCCGAAUACCUUGGUUGGUCCUCCGUUUUUUAUGUUUUUGGAGCAGCUGGUGUUAUUUGGUUCUUUUACUGGUGGAUAGUCGUGAAGGAUAAACCAGAGGAUGAUACAUCUAUUUCCAAAGCUGAACUCGAAUAUAUUAAAACUAGCCUUGGAAAUUCCAACAGAGAAAAAAAAAUUACACAUCCAUGGAAAGCUAUGCUUACCUCUCCACCAGUGUGGGCAAUUGUUGCAGCUCAUUUUAGUGAAAAUUGGGGAUUUUAUACAAUGCUUACUCAGUUACCAACAUUUAUGAGUGAUGUACUCGACUUCAAAUUGGAUAAGACUGGAUAUUUAUCUGCAUUACCAUAUCUAGUUAUGACUCUCGUUGUUCAAUUUUCUGGACAUUUAGCAGAUUAUUUAAGAAGAAAGAAAAUUUUAACGACUACGCAGGUGCGUAAAUUAUUUAAUUGCGGAGCUUUUAUAUGUCAAGCGAUAUUCAUGACGUGUACAGGUUUCAUCUUGACACCGACAGGGGUAGUUAUUUGUAUAACUCUAGCAGUUGGCCUUGGUGGCUUUGCUUGGUCUGGUUUUGGAGUAAAUCAUUUGGACAUUGCUCCUAAGCAUGCAAGUGUGCUUAUGGGAAUAGGGAAUACUGUGGCUACUUUACCUGGAGUUGUAAGUCCUCUUAUUACUGGAUAUAUUGUCCAGAACAAAAGUGCCGCAGAAUGGAGGAUAGUUUUCAUUAUUGCUGGUGCAGUUUAUUUGAUUGGAGCUAUAAUAUAUGGUUUAUAUGCAUCUGGUGAAAAACAAAGUUGGGCUGAAGAAAGUAAUGAGGAAUCAAAAACAUCUUAUGACAAUCCAGCAAUGGAAAUAGAUAAUUUAUAAUAUGAAACAAUUUACUAACAAUUACAUAGUUAUAAUAUAUAGUAUAUUAAUGUUUAAUUUAAAUUUAAAGUAGUUGUGACUAUUUUUAUUAAAUAUAUGUUAAUAUAUGAAUAUAUCAGUUUUUAUUCACUUUUUGGCUUAAAAUAAUGCUUGAUAAAUGAAAACAAUUUCACAUAAUAUUUUUUACAUAUAUAUUAUUUAAAAUAACAGUAUUUAUACCAACUAUAAUACAUAAGAAUCCAUUUUUUAAAUAUUUUUUUCCAUUAGAACAAUUUCUUGUUAUAUAUUUUUUUCAUAAAC
Molecule: messenger RNA, 2229 nt
Organism: Heterotrigona itama
Lineage: Eukaryota; Metazoa; Arthropoda; Insecta; Hymenoptera; Apidae
Source: the annotation of a GenBank genome assembly